This is a messenger RNA of Aspergillus aculeatinus CBS 121060, 2920 nucleotides long. RefSeq names its product putative ATP-dependent RNA helicase DBP6. The record is from RefSeq and is a predicted model, not a curated record. Gene Ontology annotation, cellular component: nucleus. NCBI's taxonomy places the organism in Eukaryota, Fungi, Ascomycota, Eurotiomycetes, Eurotiales, Aspergillaceae. The transcript has a single exon. Bases 48 to 2651 code for a protein of 867 amino acids. Gene Ontology annotation, molecular function: RNA helicase activity; nucleic acid binding; ATP binding.
CACCCCUCUUCGCACGUCCGCCCAGGACCUCUUUUGACCUCGCGAUCAUGGCCGGCGACCGCUCCGUACGUCAGGAUACGUCCCACAUGAGCUCAGGAACCCCGUCGAGCACGAAAAAGUCUCACAAGAGGAAGAGAGACCUCGAUGGCUCCACCGUCGCUACCUCGACACCCACGCCGACCAAGAAAUCCAAGAAAGAUCCGGGUGCUGCGGCCGACUCCACCCCGUCCUCCGACGUCCGCAAGAAGAGAAAGCGAUCCACGGGGGCGGCCGACGGUGCUGUUCCGGAAGUAUCGACCCCGAAGGAGAGUGCUGUCUCGUCGAUCCGCAGCGAAGCGCCUACUCCAAGCAAGGACGCUAAAGACAAGAAGAAAUCGAAGCACUCGAAGCGACGGACAUCAGGAACUGCUAUCGAAUCGGCUGAGGAACCUGCGAAUCUAGACGAUGUUGAAGAGAAGAGCGCCAAGGACUCAAAGAAGUCUGCCCGAGAUUCAGAAUCUACUCAGGCCGAUGACGGCGAUGCGAAACAGAAGGACAAGUUUGCGGGCAUCAGGUCGAAGUUUGAAAAGUCUAUGAAGGCGAGAGAGCUGGAAAAAGCACGCAAGAAGGAUACGGUUGAAGACGACUCUUCAGGACUGUUGACGGCUGAACCGGUUGUAGCACAAGGCUUGGAACCUCUACCACAGCCUGAGCAAGUCCCUGAGGUGUUUGAGAAGCCUACAUACUCGUCGCUUCCGGCCUGGUUGGCCAAUCCCUUGCGGACCUCGGCGACCGAGAAGACGAAGUUCUCUGAAUUGGGGAUUAAUGCGAACCUGCUGCGGGUAUUGGAGGAUAACGGCUACAAGGAAGCGUUUGCUGUGCAGUCGGCAGUCAUUCCUCUGCUACUCCAGGGUCCCAAGAACCACGCCGGCGAUGUCUGUGUCUCUGCAGCCACGGGCUCCGGAAAGACCCUAUCUUACGUUCUACCGCUCGUGACCGCGCUUGAGCAGAUCCCUGCCCCUCGGCUGCGGGGUCUCAUUGUCGUGCCAACCCGAGAACUGGUGAAGCAGGCCCGCGAGGCGUGUGAGCUGUGUGCUGCUGGCUCCGGCCUGCGCGUGGGAUCGGCUGUGGGUAACGUAGCCAUCAAGGACGAGCAGCGCUCGUUGAUGCGCAUCGACCAGGUGUACGGGCCCGCGACGUUCCAGCGCCGCCAGAACGUGAAAAUGACCGGGGACGACUGGACCAACUUCAACUUGCAGGACUAUAUCUCCGAUGCGGUGGAUUCGAGCGAGGCUCUGCCGGGGUACGUGCACCGUUCGGAACCGAACGUUGACAUCCUCAUCUGUACCCCGGGUCGACUUGUCGACCACAUCCGCUACACCAAAGGCUUUACGCUGAAACACUUGGAGUGGCUCGUGAUCGACGAGGCUGAUCGGUUGCUCAACGAGAGCUUCCAAGAAUGGGUUGACGUGGUCAUGAAUUCGCUGGAUGUGCGCCGAUCCCCCGAGGCGUUUGGCUUCAGCGGGACUUUCCUGUCGGAGCUGGGCCUCCCGAUCCACAGCAGAGAGCCAAGGAAGGUGGUUCUGAGUGCGACCAUGACCCGGGACGUGACCAAGUUGAAUUCUCUCCGACUCGCCAACCCCAAGCUCGUCAUUGUGGGUUCCACCGAAACCGCCGCCGUCGGCGACGACGAGAGUGGCGUGAUCGCCGGCGCCGACGAGCAGUUCACCCUGCCGCCGACCUUGAAGGAGCACUCGAUCUCGGUGGGCGAUGGGUCGCUGAAGCCACUCUACCUGCUGCGCCUCCUCCUCUCCCACAUCCGAAUCAACGGCACCAAACAACCGGCCAAGGCCUCCGAUUCGGACACUUCGGACGAUACCGCCGACGAAACAUCCUCCGACGAAGAAACCUCCUCGGACGAGUCCAGCUCGGACGAUUCAGACUCAGAUUCGGACUCAGACUCCGACUCGGACACAUCCAGUUCAGGCUCGGACUCUGAUUCAGACGACACCUCCGACAGCGAGUCUGAUUCUUCGAGUUCUUCGGACAGCGACAGCGAUAGCGACAGCUCCACCUCUACCUCCACCUCCCCAACCAAAGCCACCCGCCUCCGCCCCUCCAACACACAAACAAACACGCCGACCGUCCUCAUCUUCACCAAAUCCUCCGAAUCCGCCUCGCGUCUCGCGCGCCUGCUCGCGCUGCUAGACCCGACCCUCGCCUCCCGCACAGGCACGAUCAUCAAGUCCAACAAAUCCUCGGCCUCGCGCAAGACGCUGACCGCCUACCGCCGCGGCAAGCUCUCGAUCAUCAUCGCGACGGACCGCGCCUCGCGCGGCCUGGACCUGCCCCGCCUGACGCACGUGGUCAACUACGACGUGCCGACCAGCGUGACGACCUACGUGCACCGCGUGGGCCGCACGGCGCGCGCCGGCCUGCUGGGGCAGGCCUACACGCUCGUCGCCCACCGCGAGGGCAAGUGGUUCGCGCAGCAGAUCGGCGGCGCGGCGGACGGGAAGAUCGUGCGUGGUAUUGCUGGUGGUGCCGACCCGCAGAAAAUGCACCGGGUGACCGUCAGCCUGGAGGGGAUGAAGGAGGCGCGCAAGCGGUAUGCGGAGGCGUUGGACGUGUUGGAGCGGGAGGUGCGGAGCGGGGGGAAGGAGACGCGGUAGGUCUGUUUGCGGUGUUGUCGGUCUAAGGACAGGACAGGACAGUGAGGCAGAUCAGCCGUGGAGGGGGGAGGGGAGGUUACGGGCUUGUUAUUCCCGGAGUAUGUUAUCGAAUAUAGACUAAAAUUCUGCACGGAGGGCGUUGGCUUUGCUGUUGUUAUCAUUCUUAUGGACCUUACUAGUGGUUAGGGGGGAGGAGUGUGUACUGUAUAUAGCGUGUUAUUCUUGCUUGCUUGCUUGCUUGCUUGCUCUCUCGCAAAGAAAGGGAAUAA